GGUGGUUUUCUUGGAGUCAUUAGAGUGUGGUCCGAUGAAAGAACAUUCAGUGGGACGAUGAGAGGAGUUCGAAUUGGUGCAGUGGCAGUGCUGAUGCCAGGGGAGCUAACAGGCUAACAUUAGCCAGACGAUGCUUACAACGCGAGCUUUCUGUCAAUGUCCUGUGGCGUUCGAUAAUAUUGUCUGGUGUCAGCAAACUUUCAUGUUGAUUUGCUCUUUCGUGGCUUGUUAGAGGAGGAGUUCACCUCACAAUACUGAUCUGAUUUGUCAGUGGGGGUGUUGAUACUCUUCUAAUACUACUGAAUUACUGAUGUGACAUUUCAAUAACUUUCAUUUUGGAUCACAUGAUCGUAUCUUAUUGUAUUGAUUCUAUACAGUACGGUAAUGUUGUGAGAGAUCAUAUUUCCCUUUUGAUCUUAGAAGGGCCUGGAUUUUAAAUAAGCAUGAUUCUUUAUUAUAUUUAUACUUUGUACAUCUUCCAACUCAUGUUAUAACAUUGACCAUAUUAUUUCAAGCUUGUAUUGCCUUCAUCUUCAUACUCAUGCUUGUCUCAUGUGGGUGAUUUAAAUGUAUAUUUUGUUCUUGGGUUGAGCUGUAUGGUGAAUGAAUGUUUAUUUUAACCUCUAAUACAUCACGAACAUGUUAUUUGACAGUUUUGUUGAGCGUAUGUCUCAUGAUAUGUUCCCUAUGCGUCAGUCAAAAUUUCUUCCUACAUUAUAUACAUAUUGAAAAGGAGCAGAGUGUAGAAUAGUUUGUGCUCAUUCCUCUCAAACUGCUUUCCUGUUGUUUAUUUUGCAACCUGCGUACAAGUGAAUCAUAACAGAAUGUACUUGUUGGCCUCAAGCGUUGAACUUCCUGUUGAAGUUUUGGCUCAACAAAAACACUCGUGAGGAUUCAUUUGAAUUGCGGCGACAGGUGAAAAAGACAAACUUGUGUCUCGCGACAGGUGAAAAAGACAAACUUGUGUCUCUCACGGUCUCUCACCUUAUAAUAACUCAAAUGUAAACCUCAUCUUUAUUUCAUCAACUGUGAAUUUAGUCAGUCAACUGUGAGUCGAGUAUUUUUCUUACCCUCCCCUCUCUUAAAACCAAUGGUUUGACUCAAAAACCUUGUUUUACCUGCCGACUCAGUCAGCUCAGUGCCACGUACAGUCGAGAGGAUGCAUGAGGGACAACAAGAAACAACAUAUGGCUGUUUGGACAUUUAAAAUGAGUUUUUAAAUCAUGAUCACAACAAAUACUUUUUUGAUGAUAUCAAGCUCCUUAAAAACUACAGUAAUAUAUCUCAGCAUUAUUAAGUACUCUUAACCAUUUUGUCUUGUUGUGAAAUGGAUCCCAUUUGUCCCAUGUAUACACGUGGCUCUGCUGUUGUGUAUAUGGUGACCUCGUGCUGCAGCUGGACCCAGAAAAAAUGUGAGUGAGCUUUUCAAAUUAACUCUUAUAACCCAAACGUUUGUUAAAGUCUGUGUACUUGCUUACUGUUUUAACAAGCAUUAAUGUUAUUCGCUGCAUCGGACUUGCCGUAGUGUUCGGCCAAUCACUGCGUCGGUCUGAGUCACGUGACUGCCGCUUGAAUCCUUUCUGCCGUAAGGAAAACGAAACUUAAACACUAAUUUGUUUCCCGUUUCCUUCUGAUGGAACUUUCUCAAUCUCACGUCUCUAUUGUCCGUGGCGACUUCACAUGCCUCUUAUUUAAACGAGUCGUGCACAUAGACAGGACACACUGCCUUUUUUAGUUCUUUUAUCUCCUGCAUAUUUGCUUUCACUUACGUUUUUAGCACAGCCUUUAUAUAUGAACGACACGUCUCUACCCUGAGAUUUUUUUUUUCUUAUCCAAAAUUAAUUUCUCUGGUGCUGACGUUAUUUUUCAACAAGCGAGGCUGUGUGUUCAACUAAAGUGGAGUAACUAUCCGUUUGACGUCUGCUGAAGGAGUGACUACAAAGACAGCUAGCUAAUCGUGCCCCCUUCCACCCCUGCGCUAUGAGCAGAGGUAGAGGGACACUAAAAGACAACUUCUUCCGGCCGCCACCAACCCACUACCAAGCUAAAGUGUGUUACAACCAAGCAGAGACAAUCGCACCAUUUCCUCGACAUCCUCAGCCCCCUUUUCCAAAUUACCACAACAACCCAGCCCGUACUUUGCAGCCCUCAAGUCCUUCUCUCCUCUCUUCUGCCCCACCUUUCUCACAAGUCGGACCCCACCAUCCUGAUCAUUAUCAAAACCACAGUCCGGGCACCUCUUCCUUUCACUACCUGCAGAUACAGUUCCUCAGAGGACAGACGUCAGAGGCACCUCAAUUCAGAGGGACUUAUCUCAGAGGAGGAAGUUCUGCAAAUUCAGGAAGGUCAGCUGGGUCCUCCUACAGUAGAUUUCCGAAUCCCAACCGAGGAAGAGGGUUCUACAACCAAGAUCCGAGUUAUGCUAGGCCUCGGAACAGCUCAAGUCCGAGGCAUUUGAAUAAAAGUAACUACCAUCACUACAACAGACAAUGGGGCCACCGAGCUGGAGAGCUUUUUGAUAACUUUCAGCGCCUGUCCCUGCAGCAUAACAACACCGUCACCGGAGGGGACAAGGGAUCUAAAGUUACGAUCAGUCUCACCCCUGACAUUCAAGAGUGUGUACAUAGAUCUUUGGCUGCUCUCGGACCUGAUGAGAAAAUCCCAGCAAAGUUGUUAGCUAGAAAGCUGCAUCUGCCCAAAAAGAUUGUCAACAAGGCACUUUACUCCUUGGAAAGUUUGAAAAAAGCCUCCAAGCAAGGGCUUCAUCCUCCUGAGUGGACCUUAUACAAAGAACCAGUACAUGGUGGUAACAUCAGCACUGCCACUGUGAAACACCCUCAAGAGCCUGAAGCCAAGGUUGAGCUCGAAGCCAAAGCAAUUGAUUUUAAUGAGGAAGGACCAGAAGAUUCUGACAAAGAAUCCAGCUCAUCUGACUCCUCUUAUUUUGAAUGGUCUGACUCUGAAGACUCCACAUCUUCACCUGAAGAUCCUAAAAAAGAUCAACAAAACAGUCCUGUUUCUUGUUCAAAUUCCAAGUCACCCGCAAUGGCAACUCAAAAAGAGCAACUUCUGCAGUACCUGCUGCAUGCAGGGGAGUCCACCUCCAUCAUGGUCGCCAAAAACUUGGGACUUCAAAGUUCUAAGCAGAUAAACCCCACUCUUUAUGCACUGGAAAAGCAAGGUGAAGUGGUCCGGAACACAGAUGUCAAGCCGCCCACUUGGCAGCUCUCAACCCAUCGCAAAGAGAGGAUGCAGAGGAAUAUAAAAGCAUCACAGAGCAAUCCAGAGGACGCUGGAAGUGGAUUGGACUUUCAGGGAUCACUCACGCCGUCAUGGAUUCUGGAAAAAUCUCACAGUGAACUGGCUCAAGCUGCCGCCCAGCCGUCACCUUCCCCUGCAGGUCAUGUGGAAGAGGCCAGCGAAGGACAGUGGGCCACCGAUGAUAUCCCCGAAUUCCUAAACGCCAUCCGGAAAGAAACGGAUGCCACAAGAAUGAAGAUGAAUGAGGACAACGCUAUCGGAACUGUCGCAGUUUCUUUGGCCGCUCCGCCGCCACAGAACCUUUGGGCCAAACUGCAAGAAGUGAGACUUAAGAACCCAGUUAGCGGUCUCAUGGAGUACGCUCAGUAUCUGGGCCACAACUGUGAGUUCAUACUGCUGGAUCAGAUGGGACCUUCUCAUGAUCCAAGAUUUCGUAUGCAAGUGUUGCUCAACAGAAGGACGUUCCCCGUGGCAGAAGCUUCCAGCAAGAAGGUGGCAAAGAAGGAUGCUGCCGCAGCCACAUUGCGGGUUCUGAUGGGAGAAAUGCAGAGCAGUUCAGGAGCAGGGGAAGAUGGAAAUAUGGCCAAUGCAGAUGGAGCGAUGGAUAUACUGCCAGACGCAAGUGGUCCAGGGGAGAGUGGGGGCGGAAUAUUUGGACCGGGCAACGUGGAAGGGAUGGAAACGGGUGAGGAGACCAAGCCGCCACUUUCCCGUUCGCUGCCUGGAGGGAAGAACCCGGUGUCUGUCCUGAUGGAGUACAGUCAACGCAGCGGGAACGCCAUCGAAUUCAUCAUCACUGGCCAAGCAGGCCCCCCACAUGACCCAAGGUUCAUGUACCGUGUGAAGGUUGGAGAAAGUUUGUUUGCUGAGGCCUCAGCUCCAAGUAAAAAGGCGGCUCGCCAGCUGGCAGCCGAAGAAGCCGUCAAAGAGUUAAUGGCUGAUGGAAGAUUACAGCUCAACAAGCCUCAGUUGCCUUUGGGCACCAGUGACGGCGACGGUUCUGGGACCAAUUGCCCCUCUUUGCCUCCCCUGACAGCAGAUGAGCUGCGAGCUGCCCAUGAGGCAGGGGUUGGUGAUCUCAUCAAUCACUUGAAUAACAACGCUGUGUCUGGCCUUCUGGAGUACGCCAGAGCCCGAGGCUUCGCUGCAGAGAUCCGCCUGGUGGGCCAGUCUGGUCCAGCGCAUGAGCCCAAGUUCACCUACCAGGCCAAGCUUGGCGGGCGAUGGUUCCCCCCUGUUUGUGCGUCGAACAAGAAACAAGGGAAACAGGAAGCUGCUGAUGCUGCUCUUCGCGUUCUGAUUGGAGAGGCUGAGAAAGCAGCUCGAACCGGGGAGCUCAUCCCAGCUGAGCUCCCAGUAAGUGGCAGCACUUUGCACGACCAGAUAGCCAUGUUGAGUCACCAGCGUUUCAAUGCCCUGACUACAAGGAUUCAGCACAGCCUUCUAGGCCGCAAGAUUCUUGCCACUAUUGUCAUGAGGAGAGGUGAAGGCCUGGGCACUGUUGUCAGCCUUGGAACAGGUAACCGCUGUGUUAAAGGGGAAGAACUGAGUCUGAAGGGGGAGACGGUGAAUGACUGCCAUGCUGAAAUCAUCUCCAGAAGGGGAUUUGUCCGGUUUCUGUACAGCGAGCUCCUCAAGCACUACGAGGCCUCGGAAGAGAGUAUUUUCGAGCAAGCGGAAAACAACAAACUUCGUAUUAAAUCAGACAUCACCUUUCACCUCUACAUCAGCACUGCUCCCUGUGGAGAUGGAGCCCUGUUUGAUAAGUCCUGCAGCGAGUCAGGCGACACUCUGGACGGACACCAACCUCUGUUUGAGAAUACUAAACAAGGCAAACUUCGUACUAAAGUGGAGAAUGGUGAGGGCACGAUCCCUGUAGAAUCUAGUGCCAUUGUGCCCACCUGGGACGGCAUUCAGCACGGCGAGAGGCUGCGAACCAUGAGCUGCAGUGACAAAAUUCUCCGCUGGAACGUGUUAGGACUGCAGGGGGCGCUGCUCACACAUUUCCUCCACCCCAUCUAUCUGAAGUCCAUCACGCUUGGCUAUCUGUACAGCCACGGUCACCUGACCAGAGCAGUCUGUUGCCGGCUGGCCAGGGACGGCUCAGCGUUUUCCCAGUCCCUCCCUGCACCUUUCAUGCUCAAUCACCCUGAGGUGGGCCGAGUGAGUGUGUAUGACUCCACACGACACACUGGCAAGACCAAAGAGUCCAGCGUGAACUGGUGUUUACCGGACCAGCACAGUGUGGAGGUGCUGGACGGGACCAAAGGCAAACUAGAUGGGAACAAACUGGCUGUGUCCAGAGUUUCCAAGUCCAACCUGUUCCAUCUGUUCCGCUGCCUGUGCCAGCGGUGCGGCCGCUCCGACCUUCUCUCCCUGCCCUCCUACGCUCAGGCCAAGUUGUCAGCCGCGUCCUUCCAGCUGGCCAAACAACACUUCUUCCAGGCCCUCGGCGUCCACGGCUACGGGGCCUGGAUCAGCAAGCCGCUGGAAGAGAAGAGCUUUGAGGAGCUGGUCACGAGUGACUCCAGGUUGCCCGUGGGCUUCAGCGGGAACGGAAGCGCAGUAGAAAUUAAACAGGAGGAGAUGUAGAUGUGUGCAAUCAAAUGAUUUCAUCUUUUAAAUAUGCAAAAGCACAAGGUUGGUCAAGGAGCCGUUGUUUCAGGGUCAAAGGUUAAAACUUGAAUGGUGUCAGAAAUUUAAAGAAUGACUUGCUGUUAAAAAUCACCUGAACUUUUCAUUUGACUAAGAAUCGUGUUGUGUUUUUUAGUUUGAAUGUUCCUGAGUGAUUUCCUUUGUUAUUUUCCGGACUACUUCCAUCUUUGUGUUCCUCUCUAUAUGUGCGUUUAUUUACCUUCAUCCAAAGCGUCUUUCCUUGUACGAUCAAAGAAGUUAGCAGUGUACAUGCGAAAGCUUCAGCUGUGCAACUCUUAGAUACAAACCAGCCGUGUUAAGUUUCAGCUUCUACUGUGUACAGUUAUGUGUAGUUUCCAUGGUAACAGUUCAGUUCUGCUCACUUUAUCUUCAUGUGUAUAGAGGAGGUUUGGGCUGCCGUUACGGUUGAUCGAUAGCUUUGGCAUCGUUGGUCUCGUUGGACAGCCAGUAUUAGACAUGUUCUUCGUUGCCUGAUAAAGUUCUUUGUGUUGGGCAGUGUGCACAGGUAUUAGACCAAUCUCAGUUGUGUUUCAGCCCCUUUGACCUAAGCAGAGUCUGCCUAAUAACCGUAACGUCUCCCUCAUGAUACAAACACACAACACCUGAUAUAUUUACAAAGCAAGUCUAUUCACAGUGGAGUUGGGACGCGAUGGGCCGAGUAAAUGUGCACCCAGGGUCAGAUACAGAUUCAAAUACCAGUCCUGUUUAAUAGUAUCUGCCUGUUAACCGGUUUUCUGUUUAACACCUCACUUGGCCGCAAGGCUGUUUGGCGAUGACAGUAGUGUGACCCGUUGUUCUUAGUUGCUAAACAUUCUGUCAGUGUUGCCUUAACCUGUGUAGUCGAACCCAUGGCUGUUUCUUAUUCCGAAAUAUAACGCCAGCAGUUGAAAUUCCAUCAUAACUUCCAUCUCCUUUUAGUCUUAGUCCUGUUUACAUUUGUGUUUGUUGUUGUCAGUUCAAUGUAAUCGUUUUUACAACAAAGUUUUAAUUAAAUUGUGUUUUAAUUU
This is a messenger RNA of Synchiropus splendidus (mandarinfish), 6923 nucleotides long. It is a transcript of the gene adar, whose product is annotated as adenosine deaminase RNA specific. Gene Ontology annotation, cellular component: cytoplasm; nucleolus. The transcript has 16 exons. Gene Ontology annotation, biological process: RNA processing; adenosine to inosine editing. The record is from RefSeq and is a predicted model, not a curated record. NCBI's taxonomy places the organism in Eukaryota, Metazoa, Chordata, Actinopteri, Syngnathiformes, Callionymidae. The coding region runs from base 1981 to 5853 and encodes 1290 amino acids. Gene Ontology annotation, molecular function: double-stranded RNA adenosine deaminase activity; tRNA-specific adenosine deaminase activity; double-stranded RNA binding.